CCUUCUCCCAGUAGCCAAGAGAAACAACGGCCGUACAUUUACAGAGCUGUCGUCAGCCGAACAUAUGGCAAAAAUAGACCUUGUUCUUUCUUUUUAAUGUGGUGUGUACUACAUUUUAAAAAUUCCGCCGAAAAAGAGAAGACGAUUUUCCGAAACAUUUUCGCCGUUAUCUCACGGCUCCCUCUUCUCUUUACAGGUGUAUAACUGCUACCCAGAAGGCCUAGGGGCGUCCCUUUACCGGGAGCGCUUUGACUUCAACGCUGAGCCGCCUUGGGAUCCUAGCUGAUAGCGGGACACGGCCAUCUACAGACUUGUCCAUGACCCACGGCUCAGUCGCGACUUUGACUACUUGACUACUACUUCUUUAUGAUUGUCUGCUGAAUACGGUUGAGAUGAAAGGACUCGCGGACGAACCAAACCACAUGAUUGAACUCCUGGAGGGAGGAACCACCCUGGAAGAUGUCAUUGACGGGCAUGUGUACGAACAAGCUCUGGCUGAAAAGAGUGUGUUUGUAGUGUCUGACCUUGGGUCCCUGAUGAGACAGCAUGCCCAGUGGCAGCUCACCAUGCCCCAGAUCAGGCCCUACUACCAGGUCCAAUCCAACAGCAGCCCGGUUGUCAUUGAGGUCUUGGCCUCUCUCGGCCUCGGCUUCGUCUGUGCUGACAAGGCUGAAGUCAGUCUGGUGUUGGACCACGGCGUGCCCCCCGACAACAUCAUCUUCUCUGGAGUUUGCAAACAGCUGUCCCACAUCAAACACGCAGCCAAGAAUGGCGUCGACCUCUUGGUGUGCGACAGCGAGACGGAACUCUGCAAGAUAGCCCGUUCUCACCCCAAAGCCAGGCUGCUGGUUCAGGUAACUACAUGGGCCCAGGCAGCAGAGACCAGCAUGGAGUUUGGCUGCUCUCUGAAGAGCUGUAGACACCUGCUGGAGGCUGCCAAGGACCUGGGGGUGCAGGUGGUGGGAGUUACGUUUCACAUUCCCAGCUCCUGCAAGGACCUGCAGGCCUACACCCACGCGCUGUCGGAUGCCCGCUGUGUGUUUGACAUGGGGGCGGAGUUGGGGUUCAACAUGAGCAUCCUGGAUAUUGGUGGUGGAUUCUCUGGCUCAGAGUUUCAGCUCAAACAGGUUCAUACCACCGUUAGACUGCUGCUGGAUGCCUACUUCCCCACUCUGUCUGGAGUGCAGGUCAUCGCUCAGCCUGGUAGCUACUACGUCUCCUCUGCCUUCACUCUGGCUGUCAAUGUCAUCGGCAAGAAGGUUGUGGCCCGGGACUGGAACGGCCUUGCUCAGGAUGAGCUGACCCCAGAUGACGAGCCAGAGUUCCUGUACUACCUGAACGAUGGCGUCUACGGGUCUUUCUCCAGCAAGCUGCUAGGAAGCACCAUCCCUGCCCCGGCUGUGCACAAGAGGGGGUCUAGGGCUGAGGAGCCAGUGUUCUCCAGCAGCCUGUGGGGUCCAUCAUGUGACAGCCUAGACCAGCUGGUAGACCACUGCCUGCUGCCUGAGCUCAGCCCUGGAGACUGGCUGGUCUUUAACAACAUGGGGGCUGCUGGUCUGGGGGACAUCUCCUCCUUCAGUGACCGCUCAGCCAUCAGACCACCUGUCUACUACACUGUCUCCACUGCUGACUGGUACAACAUACAGGAGGCUGGGAUAGCUGUGGAUAGCAUCAUGAAGAACUUCUCCAUGGUCCAGUACGGUGCAUAGCUCCGUCCCUCCCUCUCCGUUGUGACAUCCGAGAGAGAUCUCCUGGGCUUUUAGUGGUCAACAUUCCAACGGCCUUGGAAAAUGCAGUGUUCAACUUUCCAGGAAGGUUGAAAUAGACUUCGAAUUCCUGGGAACAGAAAAUGAUUUAUUGGUGACCCAUACCUCCAAUUCUCAAUUUGUUUUUGGAAAAAUGAAAAAGAUCAACACGUUUAUCCCUCUUCCUACUCACCCCUCCUCAGAUAGAAAACAACACGUUUAUCCCUCUUCCUACUCGCCCCUCAUCCUCAGAUAGAAAAUAACAGGUUUAUCCCUCAUCCUCAGAUAGAAAACAACACGUUUAUCCCUCUUCCUACUCGCCCCUCAGUCAGCUAGAAAACAACACGUUUAUCCCUCUUCCUACUCGCCCCUCAUCCUCAGAUAGAAAACAACACGUUUUUCCCUCUUCCUCAGAUAGAAAACAACACGUUUAUCCCUCUUCCUACUCGCCCCUCCUCAGAUAGACAGAAAACAACACGUUUAUCCCUCUUCCUACUCGCCCCUCAGUCAGACAGAAAACAACACGUUUAUCCCUCUUCCUACUCGCCCCUCCUCCUCAGAUAGAAAACAACACGUUUAUCCCUCUUCCUACUCGCCCCUCCUCCUCAGAUAGAAAACAACACGUUUAUCCCUCUUCCUCAGAUAGAAAACAACACGUUUAUCCCUCUUCCUACUCGCUCCUCCUCCUCAGUCAGAUAGAAAACAACACGUUUAUCCCUCUUCCUACUCGCCCCUCAGAUAGAAAACACGUUUAUCCCUCUUCCUACUCGCCCCUCAGAUAGAAAACAACACGUUUAUCCCUCUUCCUACUCGCCCCUCCUCAGAUAGAAAACAACACGUUUAUCCCUCUUCCUACUCGCCCCUCCUCCUCAGAUAGAAAACAACACGUUUAUCCCUCUUCCUACUCGCCCCUCAGAUAGAAAACAACACGUUUAUCCCUCUUCCUACUCGCCCCUCAGUCAGCUAGAAAACAACACGUUUAUCCCUCUUCCUACUCGCCCCUUAGUCAGCUAGAAAACAACACGUUUAUCCCUCUUCCUACUCGCCCCUCAGAUAGAAAACAACACGUUUAUCCCUCUUCCUACUCGCCCCUCAGAUAGAAAACAACACGUUUAUCCCUCUUCCUCAGAUAGAAAACAACACGUUUAUCCCUCUUCCUCAGAUAGAAAACAACACGUUUAACAGUAACAUAUGCAACUAAAUGGAUGACUGUGUAGAUGGAACCUCGCUUCCUAACCAGGUUUAUUCAUUAGAUAGUUUACAUAAAUGUGGAAUUGGUUCAUUUCUAUUAUAUAUUGAUUACCUGUUGAGUCUUGUAAAAAUCACUUGUCUGAUGAUGCAUUUGCCUAUAGAAGAUGAUUCGCCAGGUUUAAUAUUUAAAAUCAGUACUAAAUUUUUGCUUUUGACCCCAUAGUCUAGUUUAAGUGAGAUGUUAACCUUAACCCAUUCUUGAUUCCGUUUCAUUUUUUUGGGGGGGGGGGGGGGGUUUAUUAAUUGCAUUUUGUAAAAUUAUAUGGAGCACGUUUGAGUUCCUGCUAACAUUUUCCCCAAGUACAUGCGGUUUUACUGAGCAAUAUCUUCCGUGGGAAUACUGUUGUCUGUUUCAACGCUACAUGGAUAACUGUGAUUCCAUUGUGACAUCUUAACGUUCUUGCUUGGUGAGAGGGGCAUUUGAAGGAUUUGUUGAAGUGAUUUCUUCUCAGAGGAGUUCUGAACGGAACUAGCUGGGUUCUGUUUGCUAAUGUACAGACAGAACUUUACCAGGCUGGCAGAAAGUGGUCCUCGGGUUCUAAAUCCUUUUGAGGAAGUGUUCUGGACAGCAAAGCCCCCUUCAGCAUUACAGCCCAUGGCUUUCACUCUGAUCAUGCUGUAUAGCUUCUCUGCUGGGUUAGAGAUACAAUUAACAUCAGCCUUGAGACUUGGACACACUUUGAACAUUUUUUGUUUCUAUAAACAUUUCAACCACAAGUGUGUUACAAGGCCUUGUUCUCUGUCGCCACAGCACAUAGCAGUCCACCAAUAGACUUGUCUUCAUAUUUAUGUGGCUCUAGCUUCUCAUGCCUCUCUUACUGUAUGGUGGUCUAACAUGGAGUCUUGUACACUUUUUAAUGUCUAAAUAAGGUGACCAGAGCUGGAUCCAUAUCUGGUUGUGCUCUUUCCAUCUCCAUUGCUCAUUGUCAAUCCCAAGCUGUUUGCCAUGACAAUGAGUGACAAGGAAGUGGGCAUGAUGGCGCAAACAGACUGGCACUCAAGCUUAGACCAGACCUGACUGAACUCUUUUAACUGUCCCCCUUGUUGGAAAAGUAAAGUACUGGAAAUUACUUUAAGGCACUAAUGGACCGUGUCCUAUUUUUGACUGUAAAUUGUGCUUGUUAAAGUAAUGCAAGUGAUUAAUUUAAUACAUCUUUUGGACUGAAA
This is a messenger RNA of Oncorhynchus mykiss (rainbow trout), 4163 nucleotides long. NCBI's taxonomy places the organism in Eukaryota, Metazoa, Chordata, Actinopteri, Salmoniformes, Salmonidae. The record is from RefSeq and is a predicted model, not a curated record.